AUGGCAGGGGGGUCGGAGCCCAGGCCACCAGAGGGCGAGAUGUGCUGCGUGUGCCAUGAUGCCUUCGCCCUGCCCACCCAGGCCAACUGCGGCCACUGGUGCUGUGCGGAGUGCAUCCUGAGGGUGUGGCAUCACAGCUCGGCUCUCGUCCCCUGCAAGUGCCCCAUCUGUCGCCGCACCAUCACUCUCCUCCUCCCCUCCCACUCCGUCCAAACAUCGCCGCCCGCCCACCCAGCCACACAACCAAUGCCCUCCCCUGAUCCACCCGCACCUGCUUUGGAUGACCAGCAAAGGGCGACUUGUACCCUUUCUACACCUGAUCGAGCUAGACCCUCUUUGGAGCAGCGAACGGAAUCGCAAGGAGCAGUUUCUUCUAAACCCGUGGAGACUCAGCAGAGAGAGUCGCUUAGGCCUUCUCCCUCCUCCAGUUCUGAAGCUUCUCAGCAGCAGCAGCAGCAGCAGCAGCAGGUGGAGGAGGAGGAGGAGGAGGAGCAGCAGCAGUACCACCGCCCACCGGAAUCAGCAGCAGCGGAAGCAGGGAAUCCGAACGUUGUACCAUCAACAGGCCGCACUGCUGCUCCUGAGCCAUCAGACCCUGACCGUCUUUCUGACGGCGCCCAGCCUCUCUCUCCGGAGCAUUCUCUUGAGCUCCUGAGGGAGGUGGCGCGCUACAACCGGCUCUUUGGAGGGGUGCCAGUGUCGCUGUGGCAGGUGGCUAUUGUUUUCGUGUAUGUUCUGUCACCAUUUGACCUCAUACCAGAAUUUGCCAUGGGGAUCGUGGGUCUCUUAGACGACUUGCUCCUCCUCCUCUGCCUCGCCUUCUACCUCUCCCUCAUCUACCGCCACGCUGUCCUUGCAGCAGCCUCUGUCCUCCCUGCCGGCCCCGCCCGCUCCAUCCCCUUUACAAGCCUCUUCGCGUGUGGGGGAGAGCGGGGAUCGGAGAGCUGGGAAGCGGGCAGGUUGAGGGGUGGGGGAGGGGAGAGGGUGUAUGGGGACGAUACCAGGGGUUCGAGAUAA
This is a messenger RNA of Closterium sp. NIES-65, 1017 nucleotides long. The record is from the annotation of a GenBank genome assembly. NCBI's taxonomy places the organism in Eukaryota, Viridiplantae, Streptophyta, Zygnematophyceae, Desmidiales, Closteriaceae.